Molecule: messenger RNA, 993 nt
Organism: Hydatigera taeniaeformis
Lineage: Eukaryota; Metazoa; Platyhelminthes; Cestoda; Cyclophyllidea; Taeniidae
Source: the annotation of a GenBank genome assembly
AUGACCGCCGAAGUUGCUCAAUCGGCUGAGGCGCAGCCAAAUGUUCCUGAACGGAAGAAGUUUGACAUUUUGAAGGUUAUUGUGGAAAACGUUACUGGUACCGUGAAAUGGUUCAGUGUAAGGCGUCAUUACGGCUUUAUCCAACGUGACGACAACAAGGAAGACGUUUUUGUUCACCGGACGGCUAUCACUGCCUCUCGAUCUCGCUACCCCACCUUAAAAAAUGGGGAAUCUGUUGAGUUUUCUGUCGUUGAGACAGCUAGUGGUGUAAAUGCAGCCUCGGUUACUGGUCCUAAUGGCAGACAAGUUCAGGGGGUCCGUUUCUUCCGUCGCCCGAAGCCGCUCGAUGGCGGUGAUGGUCAACCUAAGUUAAACGGUGCAACCCAAGCCGGUGGCGAUGUUGAGGGAACACGCCAGCGGGGUGGCCCUCGUAGGAUGAGACGCGGGCGAAGGCCUUUUCGACCAAACCAAAAUGCUAUGGGGGAUGGAGAGAAUGUGGGAGGCGAGCAAGGCGAGGAGCUAGGUGGUGGCUUGGAGGGGUCCCGUGUACCCCGCCAGCGCCCUCGUCGUUUCCGAGGUGGAGGAAGAGGUCGAGGCUCCCAACGGUCAACUGGAACCAGACAGCAGAUGAAUGGAGAAGACGGAGCUGCUGUUAACGGUGAGGAGGGUGGCGUUUCACGUCAACAGCAGGGAGGGCCACGUCGUGGAGGCGGUGGCCGUUUCCGAAGGAGCGGUGGAAGCGGCAGAAUGCGUCGCGGUGGUGGUGCCGCAUCUGGUAGAGAUAGCGAAGGUCAGGUGGAGAAUUCUGCCACUGAGGAGCAUACUGAAGAUUUAGAAAAAAAAGUGCAGGAAAUGACAUUGGAGACUAAGAACGAGGUAUCGGAGAAACCAAAGGAGGCGGCAGCUGCAGAGCAGCAAACAGAUAUGGAAGGCAGUGCAGCAGUCGAAGGCGUUUCGACGACGAUCACGGAGACCGCGGGGGCUAGUAACUAG